AUGAGCAACUUGUUGGAUGAAAUAAAUUAUCUUUAUUUUGUCUCUGGUAUUAUCGCAGGAUACGGUAGCUUGAUCAUCUUUGUUCUUGGUAUAAUUGGCAACUCAAUCAAUAUAUUGGUAUUUUCUUGUUUUUCUCAAUUUAACAAAGGAGCAAGUCCGGUUUUUCUCCUGUUUUCGUUUGUCACUAGUCAAACAUAUCUUCUGUUUCUUUUAUUACCUCAAAUUAUAAGUCAGCUUAGUGGAGUAGAUUCACUUGUAACAUACCUUCCUCUCUGCAAAAUACGAUGGUUCGUUCCAACGGGUGGUGCAACCAUUUCAUUACACUGUCUAAGUUUAGCGGCUUUUAAUCAGUAUCUUCUCGUUUCUCGCAACGUUCGCCAUCAUCAAUGGAUUAAUCAGCGACGAGCUGUUUUGAUGAGUUCAAUAGUUGUAAUAUAUACUGCAGGAUUGAUGAGUCCAAACUUAGUCUAUUAUAAACACAUAGUCACUGCACCUAACAAGACACAAUGCACUGUGAUUGAUCCUAUAGGUAAAACGUAUGAUGUUUACAACGGCUUUGUCAUAUAUAGUCUGCUGCCAAUUAUUGCUUUAUCUACAUUUUCAUUUCUGACGUGGUGGAACAUUCGAAAGGGAAUGGUACGACGUGCGAAAUUGGAAAGAUCAUUGGCUCGUUUGAUAUUUGCCCAAAUAAUAAUGGUUCUUUUAGCAUCAAUUGGAUUUUUUAUCCGACGAAUUUAUUUUCUCUAUUACAUCAGCACAGGAAAGAGUCCACUGCAAUUGGCUCAAGAAACUCUCUUUAAUAUGAUAUUCUUACUGAUUGGCCAUAUUAUUCAUAGUUUUUCAUUUUAUACGUAUUUCAUUACUUCAGAAGUAUUUCGUCAAAAUCUUUUAUCUUUCUUUGGCAAAAGAGCGACUCGAGUCGAGCCCACCGGUACACGUAUGAAAACUAUGAGUCGAAUGAAAUAG
Molecule: messenger RNA, 966 nt
Organism: Adineta ricciae
Lineage: Eukaryota; Metazoa; Rotifera; Eurotatoria; Adinetida; Adinetidae
Source: the annotation of a GenBank genome assembly